Molecule: messenger RNA, 604 nt
Organism: Periconia digitata
Lineage: Eukaryota; Fungi; Ascomycota; Dothideomycetes; Pleosporales; Periconiaceae
Source: the annotation of a GenBank genome assembly
AUGGCCAACUUCGCUCCUUACCAAGAUAUUCCAGAGACCACGCGCGCCCUCUCUCCCCCUGCCCUCAAUUCUCCCCGGCUGGCCUCUCCGCGCACCUCGUUCGACCGCACACGCAACAUCGGCACCGCCGCCGUGACUUCGCCCACCAAUGCUCCAUACCAGCAGCGCGAUUACUUUGGCGGCAACGAUCAGCCGGAUCGAGAGCGCGUGGCUUGGAAUGCCCCGGGUGGCUUUGGAGGUCCUAGGGAGGAUGUCGACAUGUUUGAGACGCGGUUGGGCUUGAGGAUGGAUUACGAGGCUUGUCUGGCAUAUCUGCUGCUCCCGCCUGCAGGACCUGUGCUGCUGUUGAUGCUGGAACACAAGAGCGAUUACGUGAGAUUCCACGCCUGGCAGUCGAGUUUGCUGUUCGCUUUCAUCUUCGUGGUACACAUCAUCUUCUCCUGGUCUAGCAUAAUAUCCUGGUUUCUGUUCGCGGGCGAUGUGGCAUUGAUCGGUUUCAUGACCAUGCGCGCCUACAAAGAUGCCGAGAACUUGGACCGAUAUGAAGUCCCCUUCUUCGGGGCCUUGGCCAACUCCAUCCUGGAUGAUGAGUAGACAUCGAACU